Molecule: messenger RNA, 1551 nt
Organism: Morone saxatilis (striped sea-bass)
Lineage: Eukaryota; Metazoa; Chordata; Actinopteri; Moronidae
Source: the annotation of a RefSeq genome assembly
GUGACAAUCACCCGUUGAUUUUUUUCUACUAAUCACAAAGACAUCGGUACCCUAUAUCUAGUAUUUGGCGCUUGAGCUGGUAUAGUGGGCACUGCUUUAAGCCUCCUUAUUCGAGCAGAGCUAAGCCAACCGGGCGCCCUCCUUGGGGAUGACCAGAUCUACAAUGUAAUCGUUACCGCACAUGCAUUUGUAAUGAUUUUUUUUAUAGUAAUGCCAAUUAUGAUUGGAGGGUUUGGGAAUUGACUAAUUCCUCUAAUGAUCGGGGCGCCAGAUAUGGCAUUUCCCCGAAUGAACAACAUAAGUUUUUGACUGCUUCCCCCAUCCUUCCUCCUCCUUCUAGCUUCUUCAGGUGUCGAAGCCGGGGCUGGAACUGGCUGAACCGUUUACCCCCCUCUUGCAAGCAACCUUGCACAUGCAGGAGCAUCUGUAGACCUAACAAUUUUCUCCCUCCACCUAGCCGGGAUCUCCUCGAUUUUAGGAGCCAUUAAUUUCAUCACAACUAUUAUUAACAUGAAGCCUCCUGCCAUCUCCCAAUAUCAGACCCCUUUAUUUGUCUGAGCAGUUCUAAUUACAGCCGUCCUUUUGCUUCUUUCUCUCCCAGUCCUUGCAGCCGGAAUUACUAUGUUACUCACAGACCGAAAUCUAAACACUACCUUCUUCGACCCUGCGGGAGGAGGGGACCCCAUCCUCUACCAACACCUUUUCUGAUUCUUCGGUCACCCGGAAGUAUAUAUUCUUAUUCUUCCCGGAUUUGGGAUGAUCUCCCAUAUUGUAGCCUACUACUCCGGUAAAAAAGAGCCCUUUGGCUACAUAGGCAUGGUCUGAGCAAUAAUAGCGAUUGGCCUCCUAGGGUUUAUUGUUUGAGCACAUCACAUGUUUACUGUAGGUAUAGAUGUUGAUACCCGUGCAUACUUCACAUCCGCAACUAUAAUCAUCGCAAUUCCAACUGGCGUGAAAGUCUUCAGCUGGCUGGCAACUCUUCACGGAGGGUCAGUUAAAUGAGAUACACCCCUUUUAUGGGCCUUGGGCUUUAUUUUCUUGUUUACAGUUGGAGGCCUAACUGGCAUUGUUCUAGCCAAUUCUUCCCUAGAUAUUGUGCUUCACGAUACAUACUAUGUAGUAGCCCAUUUCCACUACGUGUUAUCAAUAGGGGCUGUAUUUGCUAUCAUUGCCGGCUUUGUCCAUUGAUUCCCCCUAUUUUCAGGCUACACCCUUCACAGCACUUGAACAAAAAUUCACUUUGGAAUUAUGUUUGCAGGCGUUAACUUAACCUUCUUCCCACAACACUUCCUCGGCCUAGCAGGAAUGCCUCGCCGAUACUCCGACUACCCUGACGCCUACACCCUUUGAAACACAGUCUCUUCCAUCGGCUCUCUUGUUUCUCUCGUCGCCGUAAUUAUAUUCCUUAUACUCAUCUGAGAAGCCUUUGCAGCCAAGCGUGAAGUAUUAUCCGUUGAAAUAACCUCUACUAACGUAGAAUGACUUCACGGUUGCCCUCCUCCUUACCACACCUUUGAAGAGCCCGCAUACGUGCAGACUCAGGCGGUAUAA